CAAUAAAGGAAGUUGCUGGCCACAAGGAGGUGGAGAUGGAGAGGUCCUGCCCAACUCAGUCCUCCACUUGAGAAGGUCUGAGCAUGGGUGUCGCUUUACUCUGAUUCUCUCUGGAGUCCUGAGCACGCAGUGUCCCUAGACAGGGCAUCCACGCCUUCCUGACAGCCCGGUUGCCCUCACUUCCUGGAAAGAAUCUGGCUAUGGCUCGGCUUCUCCUUCUUUUGCUGUCAGCAGCAUGUCUGCACAGUGUGGCUUCAGAUUCUCCCUGUCCUUCCCAGGGAAUUCAGCAGGAUAUCCAAAAAAGUAUGACUAUGGUGUCGACCAACCAGCUGUCCUCUCUGGAGUCCAGGGCAGCUCCAUCGAGAUCCCCUUCUCCUUCUACUUCCCCUGGAAUUUGACCAAGGAUCCACAGAUGAGCAUAGCCUGGAGAUGGAAGAACUUCCAUGGGGAAUUCAUCUACAACUCCACCCAGCCUUUCAUUCAUGAGCAUUUUAAGGACCGGCUCAUCAUGAAUUGGACACAGGGUCAGACAUCUGGUGUCCUCAGAAUCCUGAACUUUAAGAAGAAUGACCAGGCCACAUACUUCGGCCGAGUUCUUCUGCAAACAACAGAAGGCAUGAAGGUGUGGCAGUCAAUCCCUGGCACCAACCUCACUGUGACCAAUAACACCAGCACCCCCGCUACACUUCCAAGCACCACCACUGCCACACCUUCUACACACCCCCAAACCGUCACAACAGAAGGCAUGAAGGACGAGCCAAAGAGUGGCCUGGAUCCACAAACCAUAAUUGUGUUGGCAGUGGCUGCUGCUGUGUUCCUGGCUGGGGUUUUGGGAUUGACAGUGUUCCUCGGGUGGAGGAGAAAGCAAGGCCAGAGGACUAAAGCGGAAACCCCAGCCAGGGAGCCAUUGGAAAACAGUGAGAAACGUGAGAGUAUUGGCCAUGAAGGACAAUAUAUGGAUCCCACAGAGAACCCCAAGGAUAAUAACAUCGUGUAUGCCUCCAUCUCCCUCUCAAGCCCGACAUCACCAGGAGCAGCACCUAGCCUGCCUGUCCAAAAGAACCCCCAGGAAGAGACCGUGUACUCUACCAUAAAGGCCAAAUGAGUGGGUCUGGGUGACACUCUUACGGUGACUUUUGUUUCUGGUGGGAAGACUCCCAGCUUCCACUGACAACACAGACAGAAAUAAACUCACGGGUCACUGAAACCACAGGCAAACACAGAAAUUCGUUCGUCAGAGAGUCUGACCACAGAGAAACUGAGAAACUCCCAAGUUCCCUUUUCUAACUUCCUAAGCCUUCCUCACAAAAGUAAACAGAUACACAGAAUCUGCCUACUUAGAAGAAUCUAAGAAGAGAAUUGAUGUGACCCUUGACUUCUGGCCCUCUAAGGACCCUCCUCUAUCACUUUUCUAGCAGCCCAAGCAGGGGAAUCCUAAAUGCUGGCAGCCAGACUCCAUGAUGUGCACCCUCAUCUGUGACUGUAAUAAUCAGCUCGGUGUGACUGAUUCCCAUGUACCACUGCACUGGACAUCAGCCCAAAUCCUAGAUAGACGAUGAGGCCGGAAACUCAAAUAAACCCCAGGUGGCCAAGGUGUUUGCCAAAGGCCAUGUAGCUCCCAGGAAGUUGUCAAGCCAGACAUGCUUUCCUAGAGAUCCCCCCAGCUCUGGGUCUCACUGCUGUCCCCAGCUUCCACUAUUCUCCAGAGAAGGCAGUUUUCCAUAGUGACACAUACACAGAAAAAGCACACUCAGCAGAGUAAUCUCAGAGACCUGCUUUAUUAAUACAGGCCGCACAGCUCUGAUUUGAACUGUGGAGCAGGUCAACAACACCAACAUUUAACAGCUGACCAGGAGGACGGAGAUGCUCUCCCUGCAGCAGACAACAGCAGGGGGACCACAAUACUCUAUUCCUCAAAGAGGGCUGCCAGAAACUCCUCCGAGCUGCCCCUCUGCUGCAUCUCCCCUCUCUCUUCUGGCUCUCCAAUGUCUUCCAUGAGUUGUUCCAAGUCCAGGUCACUGGAACCAUCAUCGUCAGGAGGGAAACUUGUUGCACCCUGUGUCAGGGGCACCUGGGGCUCAAGCCCAUCCUUUCCCAAUGUAUAAACCCCAUGCUGAGCUGGUGGGGCAGGGCACUUGGACACAAUUUUAAUUUCUUUCUCCUCAGAUAAGUUGUUGACUGAAGCCUUGUUUUCAGGAGCUUUAAAUUUUUUCUUAGGGCCUAGAGAGAAUAAGGGACAAAGUUAAGAGUCAACUUAUCCUGACUUUCUACAAGCCAGAUUUCUGAAUUGUUUUAAACAUAUGACAGGAUAACACCUUUAUCAAAACAUGGAAUAUGGGCUUUCAGGUCACACUUGGAUUCUAGCCUUGUGUCAGCUAUAUAUUCAAUAUAGAUGGCCAAUAAAUUUGAAACCUAAGUCUCAGUA
Rattus norvegicus (Norway rat) is the source of this 2425-nucleotide messenger RNA. RefSeq names its product paired immunoglobulin-like type 2 receptor alpha-like. NCBI's taxonomy places the organism in Eukaryota, Metazoa, Chordata, Mammalia, Rodentia, Muridae. Gene Ontology annotation, cellular component: plasma membrane; membrane. The record is from RefSeq and is a predicted model, not a curated record.